Messenger RNA from Neopsephotus bourkii (Bourke's parrot), 1210 nucleotides. RefSeq names its product endosome associated trafficking regulator 1 (gene ENTR1). The transcript has 7 exons. Gene Ontology annotation, cellular component: recycling endosome; centrosome; early endosome. The record is from RefSeq and is a predicted model, not a curated record. The coding region runs from base 7 to 834 and encodes 275 amino acids. NCBI's taxonomy places the organism in Eukaryota, Metazoa, Chordata, Aves, Psittaciformes, Psittacidae. Gene Ontology annotation, biological process: positive regulation of cilium assembly; regulation of cytokinesis; positive regulation of protein localization to cilium.
UCGGACAUGGCGGCGGGGGGUUUGCCGGCCGAGCACAACCCGUUCUCUUUCCGCGAGUUCGUCCGCAGCAAGGCGCGGGGCGGCGGGGAAGCGCCGCAGCCCGACCCGGGCCUCGGCCCGCUGUUGCUGCCGGAUCCGGCUCCGCCCGGCGAGGCGGAGGACGAGGAGGAGGAGGAGGAAUGGAGCGGGAGCUACCAGCCGCUGGCCGUGGAGCAGGCCCACCUCGCCGCUGCGGGCCCCGCAUCGCCCUCCGCCGGCUCCUUCUGCGAGGGAGCGGAGCGGAGCGCGGCCUCCCUCGGAGCCCUCACGGGGCCGGGCUCCCCCUCCCUCCGGCAGCCCAGCUACGAGGAGCUGAAGGAAGAGAAUGCCACUUUGAGAUGCAAGAUCAACAAGCUUCAGAUUUUCUCUGAAACUCAAGCAGACAAGGUGAGGAAGCUUGAAAAAAAACUUGAGGAAAACAAAAUCAAAGAGGAAAAAGAAGCACAGGAUUUGGAAGCGAUGGUGCAGCACGUGGAACAGAACCUCCAGCUGAUGACUAAACGGGCUGUUAAAGCGGAGAACAGUGCUACAAAACUGAAACAGGAGAACGCGUUACUGCAGGUUCAGCUCAAGAAUUACAAGUCAGAGAACGAAGCCUUGAGGUUGGGCCAGGCAGCAAGUCUGGCCACGGUGAGGCAGAACGCGGAUGCUGCCCUACAGAACCUUCUCACUGUCAUAACCAACUCUCAGGCUUCCAUCAGGCAGCUGGUCUCUGGAGCAGAGUCACUGCAGCUUGUCGCCGAUCUCCUCACAUCCAUAGACAGGAUUUCAGAAGUGUCCCAAGAUGGACAGUGACUGGAACAGGAUGGAAACCAUUCCCAAAAACUCUGGUUUUGAUACUUGGCCUCAUUGUGAUACACAAAGAUGUUGGUGCUGCUGCCGCUGGAGUCCUGAAGCCCGAAUGGACAAGAGUAUGUGCCUCUGGGCUGGGGCUGCGGGUCCUGCUUCCCCUGCACCCCGACAUCCCGCUGGGACCCCACAGAGCACUCGGGUUUGGCUGGAACUGCCGCUUGCGUUCUGUCCCCAUCCGGACUGUUCCAUUGCCACGGAGGGAGCAGGAGUCGGGAGGGGUUCGUGCAGCGCGGGGAGGGCUCGGGCUCCGGGUGCGGGCUGUGGCGCUCGUCCCGGCCGCUGUGUGACGGGUGUUGCGGAGCUAUUAAAGGCGGCGGCG